ACAAUGAAUAGCUCCACAGUGAGGGAAUUUAUACUUUUGGGUCUCACCGACAACCCUCAGCUAGAAAUCUUGUUUUUUUGUCUAUUCUUUGUCACAUAUCUUUUGACUGUCACAGGGAAUAUGGUGAUUAUUGCAAUCACCUUGAAAGAUCACCGUCUCUCCACCCCAAUGUAUUUUUUUCUCCGGCAUUUUGCAGUUUUAGAGAUCGGAUUCACCACUUGCAUCACUCCCAAAGCAUUGGCCAACAUGGCCACGGGCCAUAAGAAGAUCUCUUUAUCUGGUUGCUUCACACAGUUUUUUCUGUACUUUGUCCUGGGAGCCACAGAGUUCUUUCUGCUGGCUGUAAUGUCCUUUGACCGAUACGUGGCUAUCUGCAACCCACUGCGUUACUCUGCCAUAAUGAAUGGUCGAAUCUGCUCGUUGCUGGUGUUCGGCUCUUGGCUUGGAGGAUUUCUGCUCAUUCUGGGUCCAGCUGCUGCAUUAUUUCACAUGCCGUUCUGUGGCCCAAACAUUGUCAACCAUUUUUUCUGCGACAAAGGACCAUUGAUUAAACUUGUAUGCAUUGACACUAGUCUACUUGACCUUGUGUAUUUCAUUGCUGCGAUAUUCAUCCUCAGUGGGACAUUGACAGUUAAUGUUGUAUCUUAUAUCAAUAUUAUUUCCAGUGUCAUAAGCAUCCCGUCGGGUAAAGGGAGGCAGAAAGCCUUCUCCACUUGUGCUUCUCAUAUCAUUGUGGUCUCCCUCACAUAUGGCAGCUGCAUGUUCAUGUACAUAAAACCCAAAGGCACCAAUGAGUUUAACUUCAGCAAGUCAGUGGCUGUUCUUAACACUAUUGUGUCUCCUUUACUGAAUCCCUUCAUAUACUGCCUGAGGAACAAACAGGUUCAAGGUGCCCUGAAAACUGCAUUUAGACAAAGCAUUGAGUUUUAA
This is a messenger RNA of Eublepharis macularius, 930 nucleotides long. Its product is annotated as olfactory receptor 49-like. Gene Ontology annotation, molecular function: G protein-coupled receptor activity; olfactory receptor activity. NCBI's taxonomy places the organism in Eukaryota, Metazoa, Chordata, Lepidosauria, Squamata, Eublepharidae. The record is from RefSeq and is a predicted model, not a curated record. Gene Ontology annotation, cellular component: membrane. Gene Ontology annotation, biological process: G protein-coupled receptor signaling pathway. The transcript has a single exon. Bases 4 to 930 code for a protein of 308 amino acids.